AUGACGGAACAAUUCUCCGCGGCCACCGAAUCUUCUGCGAUUGAUGCUGCGCUGGAUCACCAGGAGCAAGCGCCAUUUUUUUGCCUUCCCUGGGAAAUCCGAAUCGUCAUCUACGAACUCGCAUUUCCUCGUAUCAACUCACCACAGCUCAUCUACACUGAUGUCGGAGGCAUACCCUCAUUCAACGACAUCAGCAAUAUCCCCUCCGGAAGCCCUCCACAAUUGAAACGAAUCGCUUGCAACGGCGUAUUCGAAGACAAGGGAAUCGAGAUCAGGGCACAACGUUUCGCUGCACGCUUUGAAGCCGAAAGAGUCGACGACAGGAGCGGGUUCUGCCAGUCUGUUCUGGACUUGAUCAGGCGCCCUCACGAUGAAUCCAUUUACCCACUCCCUCUAUUGCUUGCAUGCCGACGGAUGUACGAAGAUGUCGCACCUCACUGCGAACAGUCCAUUGCAAUCCAAGAUUUUUUCUCGCUCGAAUUGUUUUUAACCAGAAUUUCCCGUGGGGUUUUGGCAAAUGGCCUCUCGUCUCGCCUCAACAAAGUCUCGCUUGAUGUCAAGCUCAGUAGCGACGGCGCGUUCAAGCCAUCAUCCCGGAAAAAGAUUCUCGCCAGCUGGUCUGGAGCAUGUCAAAGGCUCACAUCACUCGGAAGUAUUAAACAUUUCCAUGUUCGACUCGAAAUUCCACUCUCUCAGCAAAGAUCAGUGCCCGGUCACAUUCAUCUCCAUAUGAUCAAGCAAUUGAGUCCUAUCGCUGCAGCCAUACCCAAGAUUGAAGUUGAGCUAAUGCUUACAUCAACGGUUCAUCCCAAGUCGGAAAGGAUCUGGGUAUACCGGCCGGGUCCGACUAGACAACAUCGUGGCUACGAAGUGCCGGGAUGGACGGCGGAGAUAUCGGUAUGGGGCUCAUUUCCCCGACUCGACGAUAUCCCAUCACCGCUGAAGGAGCUGUAA
Molecule: messenger RNA, 954 nt
Organism: Colletotrichum gloeosporioides
Lineage: Eukaryota; Fungi; Ascomycota; Sordariomycetes; Glomerellales; Glomerellaceae
Exons: 1
Coding region: 1-954 (317 amino acids)
Source: RefSeq, a predicted model, not a curated record